Molecule: messenger RNA, 2116 nt
Organism: Brienomyrus brachyistius
Lineage: Eukaryota; Metazoa; Chordata; Actinopteri; Osteoglossiformes; Mormyridae
Product: zona pellucida-like domain-containing protein 1
Exons: 11
Coding region: 43-1302 (419 amino acids)
Cellular component (GO): cell surface
Source: RefSeq, a predicted model, not a curated record
CCUUCUAUGCCGGGUUGAGCAGGUAGGACUCAUGUACACACCAUGCUGAUGAAUAUAUCAGACAGGAAUGACCCCAACAGGAGGCAGAGAACAGAGAUGCUUGUUCUGGUGACCUCUGUGAUAGCUGUUCUUCUGCUUCCGGGACAGUCUGCCACAUACAACUGCUCAUCUGUCUACAACAGGAUCCCAGGGAAUGAAGACCUCAAGGUGAUCUGUGGGACUGCUCUGAUCACGGUGGACGUGAACCUCUGUGCCGUUCAAUGGGCAGGCUUUGACCCAGCAAGGCUGGCCGUGAACGGCAAGUACAACAACAGUCUGUGCCGUGGCACCAUUGAUACCCAAGCUGACCCGCCCAUCGUUCGUUUUGAGCUAGCAGUCAACCACACCGAAGAGAACUCAUGCUGGCAGACCAUGCAGACCUCCGGCAUCCAGGCCUUGGUGGUUGGCAGCUACAUCGACAUGCCAAAGUCUGCAGAUGCUGUCAUCAGCUACUCCACAGACCUUUCCUACCACUUCUCCUGCCAUUAUCCCCUCAUGUAUUUCUUCAACAACAGCCAGAUAACAGCGUCUUCAAUCUCAGUGGGUACCCAUGAACACAAUGGUCACUUCUUCAGCAGCCUCAGCAUGGGUGUUUACAAUGACACUAGCUAUAGUUACCCACUCAUCGUUCCAGAAGCCGGACUCGCCUUACGUACCAAAGUCUUUGUUGAGGUCAAAGCCACCAACCUCACUGGGAACUUUCACGUGCUGCUUGACCACUGCUUCGCAACACCCUUUCCUUACAAUGUGUUGAGUGGUGAACAUCACAGCUUCUUCACGGGGUGUCAACUGGAUAAGAGGACAGUCAUGGAGAAGAAUGGAAUGGGUUUAAGUGCAAGAUUCUUCUUCGAGGUUUUCCGCUUCCUCCAGCACCAGGGCAGGGACAAGUCUAGCAUCUACCUCCACUGCAUCGUGAGGCUCUGUGAACCCAGCAAGUGCCAGGUGUGCUCUAGAAGGAGAAGAAGGUCCCAGGAUUUAUUUGACUUGCCAUCGGCUAAUUCCACAACAGUGUCUGCAGGACCAAUCCAUACCCAAAAUCAUGAUGAGAGAAAGCAGCCUUCCUUGUUGGUGUACAGUGUUGGGGGUCAACCGGAAGACAAACUCCAUAAUCCUAACCUGGUCGGUGGGGUAUUGUUGGGCUCAGGAGGCACCGUACUGCUGAUCUUGGGUGGGAAGUUUGUGUUCAAGAAACUUUCCAGGCAAGAAAAUGCAUUCCGUGCUUCCAUUUGGCCGCGCCAAUGGCCUUGCUGCCUGGCUCUGUGACCUUGUGUGCUGCAAUCAAUCUAUUAACGGCCAAAGUCAUUAGAUUCCCGAUAGGAUUUAUUUUUCAAUUUAUCCUGGUUUGGGGGAUAGGGGGCCUGCCCUGGAAGCCUGACUGUCUUUGGACUGUGGAAGAAACCUGGUGGUAAUGGAGGGUCCCUGCUGGAAACUCGCACAAAACUUGGGGAACAUGCAGACUUCAUGCAGGCAGAACAGCGAUUCAAUGCCCUAACUCUGGACGUGUGAGGCAUGAGUGCAGCAAAAUGAGCUACUGCAGUACUAUAGGGUACCUCUGGCCAUUGUAGAAUGUUGCGUGCAUCCUCUGUCUUGCAGAUUUAUUUACUGGACAGUAUAAAUAUGCAUUGCCCUGGCAUGCUGGCUUCACCUAUCGCUCUGUAGUCUUCUUAAAAUCUUAAAUGGGCAAUACAAAAAUGCCCUGAAGUUGGAUGCAUUUGGUAUUGAUAUGUGGUUUGAUCCACUUGGGAUUAACCAGCGCUUGGUAAGAUGUAUGAAAUAUAAUAACGUCAGUCAGCGUACUGAAAGGCAGCACUGUGGAGAGAAAGUGAAUGGAGUAUUUGAUGAAGUGAAGGGAGUUUCAAGUGUUUUUUAAUGGACUGCCGUAUAUUACAGGCUCAAGAUGAACCUUCAGUGAGUCACCACAUAUUUGUAUGGGUCUUUGUGUCCAUUAAAGGGGCCUGGUACAUUUAAAAUGAAAGAACUGUAACUUGCCAAAUUGCCCUCUCAUCCUCGUCUUAAUACAUUUGUGGUGUUAAAACGCUGAUAUUUUCUCAUAAAUGUUUAACAUAACUUAGGGAGC